Molecule: messenger RNA, 5162 nt
Organism: Frieseomelitta varia
Lineage: Eukaryota; Metazoa; Arthropoda; Insecta; Hymenoptera; Apidae
Product: hemicentin-1-like
Exons: 9
Coding region: 249-2816 (855 amino acids)
Molecular function (GO): protein binding
Source: RefSeq, a predicted model, not a curated record
GGAAACGAGUGUGCUGUGUGAAGUUCUCGCGACGGCGUGCCACGACGGUUAGUCGUGCAGGAAUCCCAGAAGACGGUGGGAAUCGGUUCGGAAGCGAAGUUCUAACCCAUCGGAGAACUAGAUUCAUUGAAACUUAUCGCCUAUAUCUGGCAACUUGCUAUUCUGGGAGUUAAGGCUGCUGGAUACCGGCAGCGGGGAACAAGGGGGACACGCCGGGACUCGUCCGUUUAGUUACACCCGGUCCCAGGAUGAAGGGGAUGUUUCUGGUGAUGAGCGCGAUGGCUUGGUUUGUUGCGGCGGAAGUUUUCCUUGGCGACGUCGACGAGCCGAUACCGAUGCUGAAUGUGUCGGCGGUGGCUGGCUUCAAAGCUCAAAUACCUUGCGACAUCGAUCCGGCAAGCAAAAGCGAGGUGGUGAGCAUGGUUUUUUGGUACAAAGACGAGAGGGACGGCGACCCGAUAUACAGCAUGGAUGCUCGCGGCAAAUCGAUAGCUCAGGCGAGGCUUUGGUCAGAUCCAUACGUAUUCGGCGAAAGGGCGACCAUGAGGACGAGCGUGGAGCCCGCGAAAUUGGAGAUCGAUCCCUUGGAGGCGGACGACGCGGGGGUGUACAGGUGCAGGGUGGAUUACAAAAAUAGCCCGACGCGAAAUCAGAAGGUUAACCUCACGGUGAUAGUGCCACCAAACAAGCCAGUGAUUUACACCGAGGACGGUAGAAGUUUGGCGAAGGUGUUGCAGCCGUUCAACGAGGGUAGCGUGUUGUCCUUGUUGUGCGAGGUAAUGGGGGGUUCACCGCCACCGAAGGUCACGUGGCAUUUCGAGGGAGAGAUAGACGACACGUACACAUUGGAGCACGGGGACAUCACGAUAAAUCGUCUCGACAUCACGAACGUCACGAGGAAGUUCCUCAGAGCGAGGCUAAUUUGUCGGGCGAGCAACACGCAUCUCGUUGCUCCUCUUACCUCCGAGAUUAUUUUGGAUAUCAAUCUGAAACCGUUGGUGGUGAAUAUUACGAACAAAGAAGCGCACUUGUCGGCGUUAAAAACCUACGAGAUUGAAUGCGCCAGUUCGGGUUCCCGGCCAGAAGCUGUGAUCACCUGGUGGAAGGGAAACCACCAGGUCAAACAUAUGGCCAGAAAUUUUGCAGAUAGUCCGAACAUCACGAGAAGCGUGCUGAGUUACGUGCCGACUAUGGAGGACGAUGGAAAGUAUCUGAUCUGCCGGGCAGAGAAUCCAGUUGUAACUAAUAGCGCUCUCGAGGAUAAAUGGCGAUUACUUGUUCACUAUGCGCCAAUAGUGACAAUCAAGCUAGGUUUGAGUCUGAAGGCGAACGACAUAAACGAAGGCGAUGACGUCUAUUUCGAAUGCGACGUUCAAGCGAAUCCGAAAGCGUACAAGCUAGUGUGGUACAAAGAUGGCAAGGAGCUCCAUCAAAACUCGACUGCACGAAUUUUUCUUCCCAGCGGGCAAUCUUUGGUUUUGCGAAGCGUGACUAGAAAUUCCGCCGGCGAAUAUUCGUGUAUGGCAGUCAACGUCGAGGGCAAAUCCACCAGUAGACCAGUCACAUUGGACAUAAUGUACGCGCCUGUCUGCAAGGACGGCUCGUCCACUCAAGUUGUCGGCGCCCUGAAGCACGAGACGAUUUCCCUGGUGUGUGGCGUACAAUCGAAACCGCCGCCUAUCACUUUCCACUGGACGUUCAACAAUUCCGGGGAGCUGAUGAACGUCCCGGCCAGCCGAUUCACGCAGGUGAAGCCGCUCAGCCUGAUCACCAGCCACUGGCACGGCUCCAGGUUGAAUUAUACACCGGCCAACGACAUGGACUACGGGACGGUCGCCUGCUGGGCGAAAAACAAGAUAGGCGUGCAAAAGACGCCGUGUCUUUUUCAGAUCAUCGUCGCCGGGAAACCUUAUCCCCUGCAGAAUUGCACGGCCCUGCAGUCGACCGGUUCGUACGCGUAUCGAAUGGGUCACGAGGAUUUCAAAGUCACGGACUCGAGGGACGCUGACUGGUUGAUCGUCAGAUGCUCGGAAGGAUUUGACGGCGGUUUGCCCAUAACUAAUUACGAACUGGAGGUCUACAGCGAGGAGAACGUUUAUCACGUGAACACUAUCUCUCUGAACCACACAGAGAAGUCCGGUCCGGUUUUUGAAGUUCCUGGUUUAGAGCCCGGUCGUAAAUACAGGCUUCAUCUCUACGCUGUCAACGCGAAAGGUCGGAGCGAUCCUGUAGUCCUUGAACCGGUCACGCUCAAAGCAGUCGCCAUGUACACCACCGAUCGCGGAACUUCCGACGACACCACCGACUACAGCCUCCUGGUCGCUUGCUUCGCCGGUGGGGUGACGGCCGUGUGCAUUCUGAUCGUCGGCGUGAUCGUCACCCUGUAUCGUCGCAAUCAUCCGAUGCAGCCGAUGAAAACGCACACGGAGGUGGUGCAUUACGGCAACAAAGAGGACAGGGUGGUCAUAGCCCCGUUAACCAAGGACACCAGCGACGAAGUUAAAAGGGAAAUGACCAACGAUGUGGCCGACGACGACCCGGACGUGAUACCGAGCAAGAUGGACAAGAGGCCCGACAUCUUCCAGCCGAAUUACGAGAGCCUGAAGUCGGAGAGGACGAAAGAUUUCGGUCGUUUGGAGGAGCUGGAUCAUCCGACGUCGUCGAUACCGCUCGCGAAGGACUCGUGGAUCUAUCCGAACGGGUACGUGAAACAGGUGGAGAAGAGCCUGAGCCCGUUACGACCUAGCACGCUACCCGUUCACCGCAGUCACGACAUUUACACGAGAAGUUCGCGUGUUCAAGAGAGCUGUAUAUAGAUGGUAUUGAUGGUUUGUUGACGAUUAUGGCGUCAUCGGCUGACGCUGACCAAACUGACGAGACCGCGACUCAUUUUUCAGGACUGCCGAGAUCAGAAAUGCUGAUGCAUUUUGUUCGUAUGUGUCAGCUUUAACGUUCGAUGGUUGCUUGGGUGAUUGUCAUUCGGGGAUACUGUGAUUAAUGGAAGUAGCUUAGCUGAAUUGAGAGGGAGAGAGAGAGAGAGAAAGAGAGAGCGAGAGAGAGAGAGAGCGAGAGAGAGAGGAAGUUGUACGUUUGGAAGAAAAAGGGGAGAAGGUAAGUAAAUUUACUUAAAUAAAUUUUGGGAAUUUAACCCUCUAUAAUGAAUCGUGAAAAUAUUCGAUCGUUUAUGGGAAAUCUUUAUCGAUAUACUCUCUGCGCGCGCGCGCGCGCGCGUGUGUUACAUAGAAAAUUUUGAAAUUUUACCGUGAUCGUGUCAAAUUUGAAACAAAUCUAAAAAUAUGCACGUGUAUGUAUAGAAAUAUUUAAUUUUACGCAAAAAGUAUCAGUUUGAAAGUGUACGUUACAUAAAAUUAAUUUGUAUCGCAGAAGACAAUUUUUAUUCACGCUGUAUAUUAAUUUUUCUUUUUAAAUAUACGCUUGAAAUUACUGUCUCGUAACUUCUACGAUCUACAUUUUCGAAUAAUAAUCAUAACAAUCAUCUCUCAUUAUAAUACUAAAGAAAUUUCAAAAUGUUUUAUCCAACACACGAUUGUCCUACGAUAAAUAUUCGAAUAUUUUCGCAAGGCACACACGUAUUAGCAUAUGUGAAGCUUCAUUAUUUGUUUCAAGUGUGAUAUACGUAAACUCGUGUCCUCCAGUUACGUGUAUCGUUUGAAAUGCAGUUGCAAGUUCUUCAAUAUUUCAAACGAUGCAACGAAUACGCACAAAAUUCAAAUUACCCAUUCACAGUCAUUCCAUGAUUCGCGCUACUGUGGAAAAUUCUCGACGCAGAAUGAUUAAUAACAUUAAUCCUCGAUGCUGAAAUUGUGUUCUAUUUCAUAGAAUCUAGCGAAUCAUGCUAUUAUCGAAUUUUUAAAACUAGCCUGAAUAGCAGAAAGUGUCGUUUCUCCGUCGAGUAAAUUUUUCAAGCUGCAAGUUUUUACAUGUUUUCACAAUCAAUCUGGAUUUUCUUUUCUCGUACAGCAUCAAUAGUCUCUUUGCAAGGUAGGUGUGUUUACAAUAAAGUAGAAAUGUUACUCACGAUUUUCUACGGGGAAGUAAGUGAAAAUUGCUCGCGAUCGAAGAAUUUAUUCGUACAGAUUUUUUAACUCGCAGUUAGAUUAGUUCGUAAUUGAAAUUGACAAAUUUACGCGGCGACGAAAACCCAGUUUCGAUUUACCAUGGUCGACUGAAAAAUUUCUAUUUCGAAAAGAAUUUUUAUACACGGUUGAAAUUGACGGAUUUAUAAACUGUCGAACAACUAUUUCAACUCAUCUUCAUCAGAAAUUUCUAUUCCAAGAUGAACGUUCGAAAUUAAUAAAUUCGUGUAAUGUCGAACAUCUAUAUAUCUCGCUCAUCAUUCAGCUUGAUCAUCUCUAUAAGAACAAAUUUCUAUUUCGAAACAAAUCGAUUACGAUUUUACAAAAGUCGACACUUGCACAAUCCAACAGUCCCUGCAUUUCCAAUAAUUUGUUUUCUCUUAGCGAGAACGAAUGAAAUUCCAAUUAUAGAGGGUUGAAGAACGAAUCGUUUGAGGAGUGACAUUCCCGAGCCUCGGAAACUUUCGAAAUAGGUUUUUAUUCGCGUGGAAGUCGGAAGGAACGGGCGCGGCUCACACUUCACUGUCCUAUCGCGAAACUACGAUUGACUCAUGCCAAAGAGAAAAGAAAGAAAGGAAAAAGAAGCAACGCCAAGUAUGGCGAACGACGUUUGUAAAUAGACAAUAAGUAUCGUUAAGAUUCCCUCCUGAACUGUCGCGAGGUCUUGCUCUUAUUUUUCAUCUAGAUUUUAAUUAAUCGUAAAUAUGAAUGUAAAAGAGAAAGAAAAGCAAAGGAGAGUAAAGCAAAAAGAAUAAAAAGAAAGGAGAGGAGAUAAGGAAUGGAGCGUCUCGUUCGUAACGACGUUUGUAAAUAUAUAGACAAUAAAUUUUUCUUCCUUGAAUGUUCGUCUCCCAAGUCGAAAAAGCUUCCCGCAUUUCCGAUAUCGUCGUCGGUAACGUGGUUUCUCAUGUUGAACAUUGUUCCGUGUGAAUAAUUGGUGUAUCGUGCGAGAAUGAGCGCGCUUCACUGGCGAACGCGUUUACGCUUGGUCAGUCAACCGGUCGAAUCUUUUAACGAGCAUGUAAACGUUUGUAUAUAUGAGUAAUAAACCUCGUUGUUUAAUAA